Molecule: messenger RNA, 3424 nt
Organism: Nicotiana tabacum (common tobacco)
Lineage: Eukaryota; Viridiplantae; Streptophyta; Magnoliopsida; Solanales; Solanaceae
Biological process (GO): protein phosphorylation
Molecular function (GO): protein kinase activity; ATP binding; protein binding
Source: RefSeq, a predicted model, not a curated record
GUUACCUCUUUCUUAUCUGUGCCUUGACGAAUUUAGCCAUUGGACUAUAACUAAGAAUAGCACUCUUUGACCCAUCAUUUAGAUUUAUCUACUAAAUGCCCAUCUCUUCUAUGAUUUGCUACUUUUACAGUCUAAGAUCAAUUGGACAUGGCUACUUUUCAGAGAAACAUGCUUUGAAAAUUUAUAUGGUCAGUCAAAAAUCAAGCACUUCUAUCAACAUCUCAAUUAAAAACUUGUGACUUUAUCUCCAGAUAUUUGUUUCAUUUUGUUUAGUGUGUACGCAACUCCAAAUUUCUGAUCUUUCAAGCUUUAAGAUUACAGAUUUUAAUGGCCAGUGUGAAAGAAAGAUUAAUCAAAUGGAUGACAACCUCAGAAAGAAACUCAAAGUUGACUUAUCGUUCCUUCGUAAGAUCUAGUGAUGCAAAAUCACCAUCAGACAAUGUUCUUGUUCAGAAGAAAAUUCCACUUCGUUUCUGUAGCAAAGUAGGUGUGAUGUUCCUGAAAAAAUGGUUCUUAGGUUUCUAUAAGUUAAAAUCUUAGAAAGCAUGAAUAUCCAAUGACUUCAAAACACAUAUUUGUGAAGAUACUUUUGCAAAGUGAUAUGGAGAAAGGUUGUAUUCAUCUUGCUCUUGGACUUUUGCUGCUUCAGCAAAUGAAUACUUGUUUGUCAAUUGUUAAUAUCACUACUGAUCAAACAACACUUCUUGCCUUGCGAUCUCAAUUUUCUUUAUACGAUUCCCACCACCUCUUGACUAGAAACUGGUCCACUUUUACCCCUACUUGUAGUUGGAUAGGAGUUACUUGUGGCCCUCGCCACCAAAGAGUCACUGCCUUAAAUCUUUCUAGUAUGAACCUUAAAGGAAUGGUUCCACCACAACUUGGAAAUCUCUCGUUUCUCAUUUCCCUCGAUAUCAGAAACAAUAGCUUCUAUGGGAAUUUGCCAGAGGAGUUAGCUCGUUUGAGGAGAUUGAAAAUGAUCAAUGUCAUGAAUAACAACUUUACUGGUGCAAUCCCAUCAUUUUUCGGCCUGUUACCAAACCUCCAUUCCCUGUACCUUUCAUUUAACCAAUUUUCGGGUAAUAUACCUACAUCCCUUUUUAAUAUAACAAAACUAAAGUAUUUAAGACUACGAGGGAAUUUUCUUGGUGGAGAAAUUCCUCAAGAAAUCAGUAGACUCUGUUGCCUGACUUCCAUAGACCUGCAGGAUAAUAAGCUUAUAGGCUCUAUACCACCAACUAUGUUUAACCAGUCAUCACUUAAACAGAUUGGUCUAACAAAGAACAAUCUUUAUGGGAAACUGCCUGGAAACAUAUGUGACAAUCUUCCAAAUUUAGAGGCACUUGCGCUUUCAGGCAAUCGGUUUGAUGGCUUGAUUCCUCCAAAUUUGCAGAACUGCUCAAAACUUCAAAUAUUAUCAUUGUCUCAAAAUGAUUUCACCGGAACCAUACCAGCAGAAAUCGGGAACUUAACUAUGCUGACAGCACUGCAGCUUGGAGUUACCUACUUGAAAGGUGAAAUACCAAUGGAGAUUGGAUAUCUUCAAAAGCUCCAAAUAUUCGGAUUGUAUCAAAAUAGGCUGAGUGGUUCAAUUCCAGCAAGCAUUUUCAACAUUUCAUCCCUCCAAAUCUUGACCAUUGUGGAUUGUCAGCUUUCAGGGAGUCUACCAUUAAAUGUAGGCCAAGGGACACCAAAUCUGCAAGAAAUUUAUUUGGGAAUGAAUAAUCUCAGUGGCCUCUUCCCUUCUUCAAUCUCUAAUGCAUCAAAACUCAUUGCUCUAGACCUUUCAAACAACAGCUUUUCAGGCUCCAUUCCUGAUUCCCUAAGUAAGUUAGAAUUCCUUCAACUUCUACAGUUAGGGCAAAACAAGUUGAUCAACCAGAAUCCCUCUUCAGAAUUAACCUUCCUGACUUCACUUACAAGAUGUCGAAAUCUAAGAGAACUGGUCAUUGGUCCAAAUCCCUUGAAUGGCAUUCUUCCGGCUUCUAUUGGUAAUUUCUCGAGCUCUCUCAAAAGAUUUUCUGCACCCGGGUGCAAACUCAGCGGCAUUAUACCAGAAGAAAUUGGAAACCUAACAAAUGUGAUUAGCAUACUUCUAUUUGUCAAUGAUUUGACAGGGUUCAUCCCCAAAACUGUUGGAGGUUUGCAGAAGCUUCAAAGGUUUCUUAUACACAGUAACAUGAUAAGUGGGACUAUUCCAGAUGAAAUUUGCUCUUUACAAAAUAUUGGAGACCUAGGUGUAGGGCAAAAUAAAAUUUCAGGUCCAUUACCGUCGUGUUUGGGGAACCUUACUAGUUUGAGAAAUCUUUAUUUAGCUUCCAACAGAUUGAACUCCAGUUUACCUGAGAGCAUGUGGAGCCUUCAAGAUCUAUUGAUACUUGAUGCAGCAUCAAAUUCAUUUUCUGGUGUUCUGUCUCCCAUAAUUGGAAAUCUAAAGGCUAUUACAAAAAUUGAAUUGUCAUACAAUGACUUUUCAGGCAUGAUUCCUAGCACGAUGGGAGGUCUACAAAAAAUGAUUUAUUUUUCUCUAUCACACAACAGAAUUGAUGGCCCCAUUCCAGUGUCUUUUGGGAAAUUGUUAAGCUUGGAAUUCUUGGAUUUGAGUUAUAACAAUCUAACUGGUGAAAUACCAAAGUCCUUAGAAGCUCUUGUGUACCUCAGAUACCUUAAUGUUUCCUUCAAUAAACUCAGCGGAGAAAUUCCAUCUGGUGGUCCUUUCGCAAACUUCACCAAUCAGUCUUUUGUGUCUAAUCAUGCAUUAUGUGGUGUAUCAAGGCUCCAAGUGCCACCAUGUCAAGUCAAGUCUCCGCGAAGGGCGAGGAGAAAAAGAGUACUUUUCUCGAUCCUGUAUAGUCUUUUGGGAAUAACAUCAGUAUUUGUUGCAUUAGCCGUUGGAUUUCUUAUUUUAAGAAGAAGAAAUAGAAAUGAACCAUCAGGAUUAACUGAUCAGGUAUCAUCCAUGAGGGCCUACGAAAGAGUUUCGUAUUAUGAACUUCAACAAGCAACAAAUGGAUUCAGCGCGGACAAUUUGCUUGGUAUUGGGAGUUUUAGCAAGGUGUACAAAGGGGUAAAGGACGGGAUGACAUUCGCAGUAAAGGUAUUCAAACUGGAACAUGAAGGUGCAUUCAAGAGCUUUGAAACAGAAUGUGAGAUCUUACGCAACCUUCGCCAUAGGAACCUGACCAAAGUCAUAACUUCUUGUUCCCACUCUAAGUUCAAGGCCUUAAUAUUAGAGUACAUGCCAAAUGGCACCCUAGACAAAUGGUUACACUCUCAUGACUUAUUCUUAGACAUGUUGCAUAGGUUGGACAUAAUGGUAGAUGUAGCAUCUGCCUUGGACUAUCUCCAUAACGGUAAUUCAGAGCCAGUGGUGCAUUGUGAUUUGAAGCCUAGCANAAUUCAGAGCCAGUGGUGCAUUGUGAUUUAA